UUGUGUAAGGUAGAUAUGGCAGCUUUCUAUGUCAGAGCAAGGAGAGUUUGUGCUCGGUUUGUGGCUUACAGUAAGGCUUGCAAUGGGCAAGCCCUUGCACUACAGCCUGGUACCAGGUUCUACGGGCAAGGCAGAGGUUUGCAGGAGAAGUUACCAGGAGGUCUGAAAGUUGGUAAAACUGCCCUGAGUGUUGCAUUUGUGCUGGGUGGGACCUUAGGGUUGUACCACACUGUCAGGUACUACCUGCAGCAAGAGCUGCAUCGUGCUGAGCAGCAAUACCCGAAGCAGGCACCCAGUGCUGGCCUCUCACUCACAUUGUACCAGUAUAAGACUUGUCCAUUCUGCAGCAAAGUCCGAGCGUUCCUUGAUUUCCACUCGCUGCCCUAUGAGAUUGUAGAAGUCAACCCGGUCUUGCGCAAGGAGAUCAAAUUUUCCAACUACCGAAAGGUUCCGAUUUUGAUCGGGGAUGAUGGAGAGAAAGUGCAAAUCAAUGAUUCCUCAGUUAUCAUCAGUGCUAUAAAGACAUAUUUACUUUCAAGGCACAGAAACCUUACUCGGGUGAUAUCGUACUAUCCAGAGAUGAAAUCCAAAAACGAGAAGGGGAAGGAGGUGGUUGAAUAUAACAACAAGUAUUGGGUGAUGCUGGAGGAACAGGAUGAAAAUCAAUUCUAUCCCACCAAGGAGGCCAGAAAGUAUGUAAACCUGGAAUGUACUUAA
This is a messenger RNA of Rhincodon typus (whale shark), 717 nucleotides long. RefSeq names its product prostaglandin E synthase 2-like (gene ptgesl). Gene Ontology annotation, cellular component: mitochondrion. NCBI's taxonomy places the organism in Eukaryota, Metazoa, Chordata, Chondrichthyes, Orectolobiformes, Rhincodontidae. Gene Ontology annotation, molecular function: prostaglandin-E synthase activity. The transcript is spliced from 4 exons. The record is from RefSeq and is a predicted model, not a curated record. Bases 16 to 717 code for a protein of 233 amino acids.